AUGAAUGAAACUAGACAUGUAUCUUCCUCCACACCAAGAAAAUUAAAUACCUACUCCUCUUCUUCUUCAACAAGUCCUUCACAGCAACAACAAUCAGAAUGUUCAACAUCAUCCUCUACAUCGGUUGAAGGAACAACCAUACCAGCUGCCACAUCAAACUUUGGAAGCACGAGAAUAACAAUUACUAAAGAGGAUAUGAGUCGUUACUUUAAUGCACCACAAGUCAUGGCUGCUCGAUUAUUGAAUGUCAGUGUGUCAACUCUCAAGAGAAGAUUUUAUGAAAUGUAUGAAGGGAGGUGGCCCUAUCAAAAAAUGCCAACACAAGAAAGAAAGAAAACCAUCUGGUAUUACAUUAACGAGGAAGAUGAACCUGAAAAGAACAUUUCAGAUCAUAGUUUAAGAGUGUUAAAUUUAGCAUUUACAGACCCAACUCAGCCCAAAGUCAUUUUCUUUCCUGAGGAAGCUAAAGUGGAUAAACCUCGUAAAAAGGAUAUCACAUUCCUGAGCUAUGUUCCACAAAGUGGAUCAGGUGAAGGAAAUUUGGAAAAUGUAACCAAAGACUUGGGUAAAUUAAAAGGAGGUUCUCGUCAAAAGUACUCUCUUGUUGGUGUUACUGGUGUUAAAAAAACUAGAAAGAUGACUUCUAAAAAAAAGUGA
Molecule: messenger RNA, 657 nt
Organism: Naegleria gruberi
Lineage: Eukaryota; Heterolobosea; Eutetramitea; Acrasida; Naegleriidae
Exons: 4
Coding region: 1-657 (218 amino acids)
Source: RefSeq, a predicted model, not a curated record